UAAUAUGACCUUGUCCGUGGUGCAUCAUUCACUGUUUGCUUACAUAAAGCGCUUGCCCGUUUGCUCCCUUAACUUUUGUUUCUCUCUACUUUAACUUGCACAACGCCCGCCGACCUCUCAUCCUGCCUACGAACCGAGCGAUCCUUUCAAGCAUGGCUGAACCGAGCAAUCACGACGGCAACGUGGUGCUGGUUCUUGAUGAUGGGAACACGGCGGCGGAUGCGAGGGAAAUACGUGUGCAGGAGGGAGAGUGGGCCGCGGAGGCCGCGCAGCAAGUGCGUAAGAUGAGUGCCAAUGGAGAUGUUAGAGGGAUCAGUGCAAAGAACGGGGCCGCAGUGCUCCCUCAAAACGUUCAAGGCGUCAGUCUCACCCAGACCAGCUCUCGCGCAAGCAACAGCUUAGUCGGCGUCGCUCACGACCAACUGCCCGCUGACGGCGACAGCGACUACUUUAUCACGGAAAUCGACGACCGCCUGUCGUACCGUCAAGGCUGGCCACUCCUGCCCGUCCUCCCAGUCCGCACGUCUCAUGGAAAUGUUCCUAAAAUUUACGCCCCGUCCCACCCACACCGCGUCGAGUUCCGCAAGAUCCUCGCAGCUCACAACGUUACAGUCCAGCAGCUCGAAAUCGCGCACCGCUUCAACGACGGCAAGGCUAUCAAUAGGUCUACGCUCACGCUUUGCGUCCUGUCCGACUCAAAAGAGAGCUUCAAGUGGGCAGAUGCAAUCCAGGGUCUUCGGAGCUACAUUCAAGAAAAGGACCUGACCCUCGCCAUCGAACUCAUCGACCACCGCAUCUUCCGCGGCCUCUACACGCUGCCCAUCGUGAGCACCGACGUCUUUCGCGACCCCAGCCACAAGGCCAGCGACCUACCACCACACUCCCUCCAGUCUCUCAUUAAGAAGCACAAGCACGGCAUCGUUAAGAUGCUGGAUGAGAGUGGGUCGCCAUGGACGAGCUUAGAGUUCUGGUGGCGAGGACUGGGCAGGACGAGGGAGGAUUGCACGCCGACGGUGCUGAUUGGGACGCCGGUGCCGCAGAAGAAGAUAUGGUGGGAGCAGGUGAUUCCGGAGGUGAAGCGGAAGAUGGGUGCGAAGGCGGAGAAGGAGUGGGUGGUUGAGAUCUGUUGGAGGGAGGUGGCUAAGGUGCAGAGGGAGCCUUGAGAGGCGGAUGCAGAGAGAGACGUCGGCGGUGAUUUUACUCGGCCGAUGUAAGGGUAUGAGAGGAUCUGUUGACGUACGGAUAUUUCUGGCCCGGCGUAGAAUGGAUGGAUGAGCCGAGAGAAUGGUCUCGUUGUACUACGAGACGCUCCUCGCGUUUGCAGCGCUUGAUGAGCAAGCAUAUGUAGUCUGAAUGCCAAGAUUACGAUAUUCUGGAUUGCCUUCAAAUGAAUAUUCUGCGACUGUUGGAACGUGAAGAGCGAUCCUAGACAAUGGACAUGGUAUCCACAUGUGUUCAUUCCCCAUACUGUUACAUACUUAUAGAGUCCUUUUCCCGUAUCAUUACCAGAUAGCCACCCAUAGCCUGCCCAUACAUG
This is a messenger RNA of Trematosphaeria pertusa, 1537 nucleotides long. RefSeq lists its product as uncharacterized. Bases 153 to 1163 code for a protein of 336 amino acids. The record is from RefSeq and is a predicted model, not a curated record. Lineage: Eukaryota; Fungi; Ascomycota; Dothideomycetes; Pleosporales; Trematosphaeriaceae. The transcript has 2 exons.